Molecule: messenger RNA, 1536 nt
Organism: Aspergillus brunneoviolaceus CBS 621.78
Lineage: Eukaryota; Fungi; Ascomycota; Eurotiomycetes; Eurotiales; Aspergillaceae
Product: putative MFS multidrug transporter
Exons: 3
Coding region: 1-1536 (511 amino acids)
Biological process (GO): transmembrane transport
Cellular component (GO): membrane
Molecular function (GO): transmembrane transporter activity
Source: RefSeq, a predicted model, not a curated record
AUGCACCGUCCACAGCCAUCAUCAUCGCCACUGGAUGCAGCUACGAUAGAGAGGCUAGGGCGAGAACGACCCCCCAUCUUCUCGAGUAUCUGGUCUGAGUUGGCCUUCUGCUUUUCUAUCAUUAUGUGUCAAGUUCUGGCAGAAUACUACAUUUCCGGCUCCAAUGUCCUUCUUCCGACGCUCCUUGACGAGCUAGAUAUCCCCUCGGCACUGUCAAUCUGGCCGUCCACCGCUCUCUCCCUCGCGGUUACGUCUACCCUCCUCAUCUAUGGCCGCCUCGCGGACAUGUACGGCGGGUUCAUUAUGUACUUUGGGGGAAUGGUGUGGCUGACUGUCACCUCCCUCAUUGCCGGAUUCUCUCAAAACUGGAUGAUGUUGUUUGUGUUUCGUGGUCUGCAGGGGCUGGGCUUAGCUUCCUUCCUUCCCUCCAGCAUCAUGAUUCUCGGAAAGGUCUAUCGCCCUGGGCCGCGCAAGAACCUUGUCUUCAGUGUUUAUGGCGCCUGCGCAGCGCUGGGAUUCUUUGCUGGAAUUUUCUUCUCGGGUCUCGCAGGCAGCUUCCUCACCUGGCGCUGGUAUUUCUAUAUCGGCUCAAUACUGUCUGCCAUUACGGCUCUUUCGUCAUACUUCUCGAUUCCAAAUGAUUAUUCCGCCACGAGAGCGUCGUCAAAGGCUUCAAUGGACUGGAUAGGGGGUAUAUUGCUUGUUCCCGGGGUCGUACUAUUUGUCUUUGCGAUUGCGGAUAGCGCGCACGCGCCGCAGCAGUGGCGAACACCGUACAUCCUUGUCUGUCUCAUCCUAGGCGCUGUCAUCUUAGGUGCCUUCGUCUACGUGGAGGGCUGGGUGGCCGAUAAGCCUUUGCUGCCCGGAGAUUUGUUUUCUGUCAAGUACAUGAAACCGAUCGUGAUCUGUCUGCUGCUCAUGUACGGCAGCCUGGGAAUUUUCCUUCUCUAUGCUGCGCUCUACAUGGAAGGUAUAAUGGGCGCAACCCCACUCCAAGUCGUCGCCUGGACGACCCCGAUGGCCGUGGGCGGCCUGAUAAUAUCGAUAGUCGGGGGCCACAUCCUUCAUAGUUUGAGCGGAACCCUUCUCAUUAUUCUUUCAGCCCUGGGCUACUUAGGCUCAGGCCUUCUCUUUGCGGUGAUCCCCAGGGGAGGCAACUACUGGGCCUUCGUGUUUCCGGCCAUGAUCUGCGGGACGAUCGGCAUUGACAUCAGCUUCAACGUGACCAAUAUCUUCAUCACAACGAAUAUGCCCGGGGAGCGCCAGGGGCUGGCGGGGGCGUUGAUAAACUGCACCCUGCACAUGGGCAUUGCCGUCAUGUUGGCCUUCGCGGACCUCAUCCAAGUCUACACGGAGGAGUACCUGAACACAAAAGAGAGCUACCAGGCUAUCUUUUGGUUCCAGGUUGGGCUGUCAGGGCUAGCAUUGAUCUUGAGCGCGCUGUUCGUCAGGAUUGAGCGCGCCAAGAGUGACCUGACGGUUGAUGAGAAGCGGAGGUUGCAGAUGGAGCAGGAGGGCAUUUUAGAGGAUCCUUGA